Puccinia triticina is the source of this 1056-nucleotide messenger RNA. RefSeq lists its product as uncharacterized. The transcript has 4 exons. NCBI's taxonomy places the organism in Eukaryota, Fungi, Basidiomycota, Pucciniomycetes, Pucciniales, Pucciniaceae. The coding region runs from base 1 to 1056 and encodes 351 amino acids. The record is from RefSeq and is a predicted model, not a curated record.
AUGCGCUCCGCCAGCAUCUCCAUAGUCCACGGCCCGCCACGCCGCCGCUGGUCGUCAUCAUCUCCGACACCAGCGUCACGCCGGGCGCCCGCGGCUUCGAGGAACGAGCAGCGGGCCACCAACGUCCACACCCUCCUCCCCACCGACAUCCUCCACCAUCCCGCCGCCUGUCUCCUCAAACUCUUGCCCGUCAAUAACACCUUCAUGAAGAAGCUGCUUGCCAGGACCGUCCAGAUCGCCGCGCCGGAUCCUUCCUUCCUCCCCGGCCCCAAACAUCUCGACUUCGUCGUCGAGGCGUACAACGGCGAUCUGCGAGCCGCGCUGAAUAACUUGCAGCUCCUGUGCGCGCUGCCGUCUCGUAAGAUCGGGAAAUCCGGCGACGCUCGAUCUAAGAGAAACGAUGCCCUGUCUGGCCCCCCGUCUCUCUUCAACAGACAGUACACCCAAGCGGUGGUGAUCGGCUACUACCACUUCCAUCUCUCCGCCCGCGCCGUCCUGCUAGGCCUGCCCUCGCCCGACCCGCGGCUAGAAGUUCUUCAAGCCCGCCCUCUGCAUCUCCGCCAGCUCAACGAGAACACCGCGCUCGCACACGCCCCGCCCCUCCGCACAGAUCUCCUCGCCAGUCUCCGGCCUCCCCCGCCUGCCUCAAUCAACCCAUCGCCGACGACCAACUCCGCCAUCUUCCUGCGCGCCCCACCCGCGCCCAAACACCUCCAGGUCCACUGUUGGUCGGUCCCGACCGCGUCCAAGAAUGUCUUGGCCGUAGAGGUCCUGCCCUUCCUGGGCCUGCUCGCCUCGUCGCUCGGCGCGAAUCCCGGCGCCGAUCAUCCAAAUGACGAGCUGCUGGCGCGGUUCUCCCGCUGGGAGUACCCGAAUGCGCGCCCGACCGACGAGCAGCUGUCCGAGGACGACGUGCCCGACCUCUCCUCGCCCGAGCACCCGCCUCUCGCCCCCCGCCCGUCCCCGCAGGACCCCGAUCUCCGUCUGGACCCGCUCCGGGCCCGCCCGACGGCCGGCUUCGACGAGGAGCCGCUGUGGUUCGAUGUCGUGGAGUAG